This is a messenger RNA of Macroventuria anomochaeta, 1994 nucleotides long. RefSeq names its product MFS general substrate transporter. The transcript is spliced from 2 exons. The coding region runs from base 444 to 1934 and encodes 496 amino acids. Lineage: Eukaryota; Fungi; Ascomycota; Dothideomycetes; Pleosporales; Didymellaceae. Gene Ontology annotation, molecular function: secondary active monocarboxylate transmembrane transporter activity. The record is from RefSeq and is a predicted model, not a curated record. Gene Ontology annotation, cellular component: plasma membrane. Gene Ontology annotation, biological process: plasma membrane lactate transport.
CACAUCCCAAGCAACGCUUAGCAGGUCUUGGUCCUUGCUAGUAGGGAUACGAACGCUGGUGGCGCCAAACCCCAGGCGUCCCCGUUGACAUCAUUGGCGGAGAACAGCAUCUUUGCGGGGACGCACGGGUGGGAACGUAACAACGAUGAAUGACGGCCGCACGCGACGCCUUAUCAACGUGGUCAUAGCGAAUCGAGUCGCUCUUUGGGCCAUUUUGAGUGGUGAUCGGUCUGGGAUGGUGCGGUCGGCGACUGAGUUCUGGGGAAGAUGUUUAAAGGUGGGCUGUUCCCCAUGUCCGGGGUUGCAUUGACAUCUGCUUCUUCUCCAGACGGCAGAUAAUCGGUUUUUGUCAGCUCAGAGCUCAUCGCUGACGACCUCCACGCCUCAUUGUUGAGGGUCCUUUCCAUUUGUCUUGACCUGACUUUCGCCCACCAUACCUCACUAUGGCAGACGAGAAGUACGGCGCUGAGCAGCAGGAGUACCUUCCGCCAACGCACGAAAAAACAAGCGUCGGCCGCUAUGCCGCAACCCGUCUUACUACCCUCAAGCCCGCCAUGGCCAAGGUGCAGAACCCCAUUGCGCUCCUGCGGUUGCUCAACCUUCAGCAAUGGAUGUUCUUCCUCGUCGCAUUCUUUGCAUGGUCAUGGGACGCUUUCGACUUCUUCACUGUAUCACUCACAGUCGAGCCGCUCGCUGAGAGCUUCGGUAAAACUAAGAAGGAUAUCACCUGGGGCAUCACCCUCGUGUUGAUGCUGCGUUCAAUCGGCAGUAUCAUCUUCGGUCUGGCUGCUGAUCGCUAUGGACGAAAGUGGCCAUUCAUCAUCAACAACAUUUUGUUUAUUGUGCUCGAGUUGGGCACAGGUUUCUGCACAACCUACGAGCAGUUCCUUGGUGUGAGGGCACUCUUUGGUAUCGCCAUGGGUGGUCUGUACGGCAACGCUGCUGCGACUGCCCUCGAAGACUGCCCCGAGGCCGCUCGCGGUAUCAUCUCUGGUAUGCUGCAGCAAGGAUAUGCCUUCGGCUACCUCCUAGCCACCGUCUUUGCCCGCGCCUUCGUCGACACCGUCGGCCACGGCUGGCGCCCACUCUUCUGGUUCGGUGCCGGUCCACCAGUUCUGAUCAUCAUUUUCCGCCUAUGCCUCCCCGAAACCAAGGCAUACCAAGAGCGCAAGCGUAUUCGCGAGGAAGAGCCCAACGCAGCCAAGAUGUUCAUGCAGGAAGGCAAGCACGCACUCAAGAAGCACUGGAUCCUGCUCAUCUACAUGGUGCUCCUCAUGGCCGGCUUUAACUUUAUGUCCCACGGCUCACAGGACCUGUAUCCGACCAUGCUUACGAACCAGUACGAUUUUUCCGCCAACCGCGUCACCGUCACUCAAGUCGUCGCCAACCUUGGUGCCAUGACCGGUGGAACACUCAUUGGAUACAGCUCCUCCAUUUUCGGCCGCAGACUCAGCAUCAUCAUUAUGUGCAUCAUCGGCGGCGCGCUGCUGUAUCCAUACACAUUCACCAGCAGCAACGCCGUCAUCGCCGCUGCUUUCUUCCAGCAAUUCUGUGUCCAGGGCGCGUGGGGUGUGAUUCCCAUUCACCUUAUGGAGCUGUCCCCCGGCUCGUUCAGGACGUUCGUUGUCGGUACCUCUUACCAGCUUGGAAACCUCGUUUCCUCUGCUUCGUCAACCAUCGAGGCUACCAUUGGUGAGAGGUUUCCGCUGCCGCCUAAGGGUAAGGUGAGCCGCUACCAGUACGGCUUGGUCAUCUGCAUCUUCAUGGGCUGUGUGUAUGCGUAUGUCAUUCUUCUAACCUUUGUUGGACCGGAAUACAGGGGCAGGAACUUUGAUGUCGCUGCUGACGAGGACAUGGCUGCUGUAACGGGUGUUGAUCACAAGAUUCGUAACUACAGUGUUGACGAGGAUAAGCGCAGGGAAGUUCAAGUGUAGUGGCGGUUUCACGACAGGCACGAUAAAGCGUUCUGAUGGGUAAAAUCAAUCCAAGUGUUG